Camellia sinensis is the source of this 2079-nucleotide messenger RNA. RefSeq names its product RNApolymerase sigma-subunit F (gene SIGF). The record is from RefSeq and is a predicted model, not a curated record. Gene Ontology annotation, molecular function: DNA-binding transcription factor activity. Lineage: Eukaryota; Viridiplantae; Streptophyta; Magnoliopsida; Ericales; Theaceae. Gene Ontology annotation, biological process: DNA-templated transcription initiation; regulation of DNA-templated transcription.
AUGGGGUUUAUCAAGUUUGAGGCAAGGAAGAGCCUAUGAUUCGGUGCUGACACUUAUUCUCUCUCCUCUGGGUUUGUCUUCAAACUCACUAGAACAACAGGAACCCAUUACCCAUGUAGCUUGAAGGAACUUUCUUAUAGAUUGACCUAUACAUACAUAUAUACAUCAAUGGAGGCUGGAAGGAACUUUUUUACUUCAUCUCCUCCAGUCCCUCCUCGAACCCAUCUCAAGAACUCCCCAUCUUAUUCUUCUUCAGAACAAGAAGCUCAUGUUACCUGUAACUUUUGCAGUUUUGAUGCUUCAUGAGCAAGCAUCUCGUGCACUUCCCUUUAUGCCUACUUCUUCUUUAGCUCGACAUUUCCCAACCUCAGUUCUUCUACAAGAGCAGCGUGAUGAGAAUAGGCCUUUCUUGCACAUAAUGAAAGAAGAUAAAAUAUCUCAGGUAACAUUGGACAGUAGGCGGAUGGAAAGUGGGUCCUCAGAACAUGAAGAGAAUAUAAAUAUUGAUUCUGAUCAACGCCUAAAGGAUUUUCAACGUCAGAUGCUUAAUUUGCCCGGUUUAAGACUGCAGUUUUUGCUGAGAGAGGAAAUAACAUCCUUAACUAUGCUCUCUGUUUCGAGUAAAGCAAAGAAGCUUAUGUUGGACAUUGAACCACAUAAUGUGGUUGCCCUUGCUAAGAAAGCUUUGUCAGCCUCAAAGAAAGCCGCUUUGUUAGCUGAGGAUUCACAGUUAUUUGAAGCCGAUGUUGAUGAAUGCCUAACUCCUAGUUCAAGAUCCACAAGUUUCGAUAAUUUUCCACCUGAGGAGAAAACCGUAAGGUCAACACGUCUACUAGAGAGGCGAUCUAAGAGAAGGAGGGUGACAAAGCUGAAUGUUGUGGUUCAUGAGAGAAGGGCAGAGUUACAAAGAAAAACAAGCGAAGCAUUCGAUCCAAACGACCCCCUUCGACUGUUUCUUCGGAGUGCAGAAACUAAGCAACUUUUGGCUGUAGAAGAAGAAUCUGAUUUGAUUGCUCAGAUACAGGAUCUGAUGAGAUUGGAGGAAGUGAAGAGUAGGCUUCUGUCUCAGUUUGACCGUGAACCGACACUAAUCGAAUGGGCUGCAGCUGUUGGGCUUAGUUGUCAGAGGUUGAAGAUGCGACUCCACUGUGGUCACAGUAGCAGGGAGAGGUUAAUUUACGCCAAUUUUCGUAUGGUGGUUCAUAUUGCCAAACAAUACCAGGGGCGUGGUCUCAACCUUCAAGAUUUAUUGCAGGAGGGAAGUAGAGGCCUUAUGAGAAGUGUCGAGAAAUUCAAGCCUCAAGGUGGCUGCCGAUUUGCAUCUUAUGCUUACUGGUGGAUAAGACAAUCGAUUCGGAAAGCCAUUUUUCACCAUUCUAGGACAAUUCGCCUGCCAGAUAAUGUAUAUAACCUUCUGUACAAGGUGAUGGAAGCAAAGAGGUCAUGCAUUGGAGAAGGAAAUCAUCAACCGACAAAAGAGGAAGUUGCAGUACGUAUUGGAAUGACAAUCGAUAAGUUGGAAUUGUUGUUACAUUCUGCAAGGAUGCCUCUUUCGAUGCAGCAGCCUGUGUGGGCGGACCAAAACACUACUUUUCAGGAAAUCACAGCCGACACUUCAAUUGAGAUCCCGGAUCUGAGUGUGGAGAAGCAACUAAUGAGGCAGCACGUCCGCAACGUCCUGAGCAUUCUCUCUCCUAAAGAGAGGAAAAUAGUCCGGCUGAGAUAUGGCAUUGAUGGCGACAAACCAAAAACACUGUCUGCAAUCGGUGAUGUUUUUGGGUUAUCUAAGGAGAGAGUACGGCAGCUGGAGACCCGAGCCUUACACAAGUUGAGGCAAAGUCUCAGUAGCCAAGGACUAGAAGCUUAUGCAAAUUUGAUAAUUUAGAUUUAGUGAUACGUAUGGCCCUCUGCCAUUUUGUUCUACAGGGUCAGGGUUUUUCUUUCUUUGAAAUCUUUCUAGUGCAGAAAAAUUAGUAAGCUUUGAAUUUCUAGGGUUCUUCAAGCUGAAUUUAUUCUGCAAGUGAAUUGAAUGUACCAGCACCAAAAAAAUGAAUGUACAUACGUUGUUGGCCCCGUGUA